GAUGAAAUGUGUUUGUCAACAUUCUAUCGAUCUUGUUUUAUUAAUUAAUUUUAUGUAUUCUAUUUUAUAAUGUAAAUCUACAGAAAAUUUAACUGAAAAAGAAAGUUUUCAACACAUUUGUUUCGAUAAAGUUCUCGCCCUUAAAUUUUAAAACGCUUAGUAUAAGAAAACAACGCAUUUUAACUAUUCUACUUGGAUUUUAUAAAUUUGUGUAAACUAUUAGUGUUAUAAUGUAUGAACUGUUAUAAAUAUUCAUUGUUCGAAGUGUAUUAAUUACAGUGCGUGCGCUUAGAUUGUUAUCGUAGAGCCUUACUUCAAUUGCGGAAGAAAAAUCAAUAAUGCAGUUUCGUUCCUACUUCUACGCCGCAUUCUGUUAAUUUUUAUUUAACUGUAUUUAACUAAAAUUAAAUCAACAAUAACGAUGUGCCUCAAGAAUACGUUUAUCAUACCGAAUUUAUAAGAAAAAAAAAAUGGAAGGUGUACUUUCUCAGAGAAUGUCACCACUUUUGAAAUGUAUAAUUUUAUUCCUAUUUAUUUUCACGGCAAAAGUGCUCACAUCUCAACCUCAAGAAUCCACGGAUAGCAGGAACAACAUUCAUCACCUAAAACCUUCACAUUAUGUUAGAACUUUCACUAAAUACCACCACAGAAGAACAAAUCAAUGGAAUAGCAUGCAUGAUACAGGUUACUGGCCUGUGUAUGAUCACCCUAAACACAUAGGAAAAAGAAGUGUUCCAAGUUCAAAUGAGCUGAAUGCAUCUGACAGAGAUUUGAAUCAGUUAGUCUCUGACUCUGUUAGAGGUAACAUCAUUGGGGUGUCUGAUAAAACAGGAGUUAAGGAGGAAAUACCUAAUGAGGUUAAAAAAUACAAGCCCAAGGUUACAACUACUACUGGUCCUACAACUCAGACCAAUAUAACAUGUCUUUAUAAGAUUCAUAAUGUGGCUUUGAGUGUCACUCCAUCUUAUAAUGAUGAUAAAAAUGCACAGCUUGUUGUGGAAAAUGAAAUAUUUGAUACUGGUACACUAUCAGAGACAACUCUACCGGAUGGGGAGGUGGUGCAGGUGGAACAAUGCACGGAUCCUCGAGCCUAUUGCUAUACUCUGUGGCAUCAGGAUAAUGAGGGCAAUAUCACUGUUCUCGGACAAGGCUGUUGGCGUUCCUCGCACGGUGGGAAUAACUGCGACAAAUGUACGCGCGUGACCGCUCGCCUGCCCGGCAGCAAGUUCUGCUGCUGCACCAAGAGCAACUGUAAUGCUGAUUUUACAUCGCUACGGGAAGAAACGGUCACAAUAAAAGCGGAAUCGACAAUGGAGAGCGCGGCAACACACCCGAACUACUCGAGCGCAGUCGCGGCGGCCAUCUUGGCGUUGGUCGCCAUUUUGUUGAUGGCGAUUGUGUUUCGUAAAGUGUACUGUAAUAGGAUUGAAUUAGAUAAGGACGAAAUGAGCGAUGGUGUGGAUUUGGAGAAAGGUGACGUCAUGGGCAGUGGUCCUGAUGCACUAGCGACCGGACUCUCAUGCGUUGAUAAUAUCACACUUAUAGAACAUAUAGGUCAAGGGAAAUUCGGGUCGGUGUGGCGCGGAAGUCUGGGUUCGACUCCCGUCGCCGUGAAAUUGUACACCAACCCGAGCGCGUGGCACAAGGAGGCGGCGAUAUACGCCAUCCCACAUCUCGCCCACCCGAAUAUAUUGAGAUAUUAUGGCAGCGACAGCCGUCCAUCGCUCACCGACACCGGGGGACGGUCCCAUUUACUCGUGCUCGAGCUGUGCCCUAUGUCCCUGCGGGAGCGGCUCAUACAGGCCCCCGUUACAUGGCUGGAGUUCGCGACUUUGGCCCACGGACUCGCCUCCGCUUUGGCCCAUUUGCAUACACCCUCUGGCAGCAAGCCGUGUAUACCGCGGGCGAAGCCGGGGCGAGCGUCUAGUAUAGAAAUGAACGGAUAUACAUUGCGGUUUCAGACACUGGUGUGCCGCAACAAGGCGCGGCCGCCGCUGCCGCGCGCGGCGCCGGGCGAGGCGAGGGCGCUGAAGAUAGCCGCGGACACCUGCGAGGAGUGCUGGGACCAUGAUGCGGAGGCUAGAUUAACCGCUGUUUGCGUGGAGGAGCGCAUGGCUGAACUAAAACUGAUGCUGCUCGUUCAAGGGCCGGUCAUUCAUGAUAACAAUUUGCAUCCAAAUCAACCAGAAACUAACACGCAAAUAACUCCGAACGAUGUCGACAAGAACUCCAACUGCGUACCACUGCAAAAUGGUGACGUCACAACCCCCCUUCUUUACCCCCACCCACACAUUGGCAGGAACGCGUGUAUAGAACGCAACACCAAUACAAACACACAGACGCACACAGUGGAACUCAUACACAAAAGCCUCAAGGAUAUCACGGCUCCAGCAGAACCAAAACCGCAAUCGGUCACCGAAAAUUGUCUAUCCGUUGCCAGGAUCAGUCACAACAGACUGCAAACACAAGAAAACUCCGAUAGAUUGAACGAAAUUCGCUCGUACCAGAGGCCCCUAGAUUACGUACAAAAUGACGUAAGCGCCCCCGAAGAAAGAGGCCCAAAACAGACUAAUCUAUUGCAAGAGCAAAAGGACAAGAAGUGGGGCAUAAGAAAGUUCUUUGAGAAGAAAUUGAACAAAACACCCAAAGAGACGGAGGUCAAAUUGGUCGCAGAGAAUAUAACGCAAAAUGGCAGAACGAAAACGUCAGUUGUGGACAAACCCAGCAACAUUGACUUCGACAGGCCGACCAAUCUCGGCAUACAGGACAGACCGUACAAUUUCGAAGCACCCUGUACACUGUCGCCUCCAAAUAAAACGCUGUCGCCCACGAUGCUAAUGGAGUCCGACAUGAAUACGGUGUUCAGAGAACUACCCGCGAGAGACAACAACGAGAGAAACCAAGUAUUCGCCGUGAUAGUGCCGAAAGUGAAACCGGAAUCGAACCAGAACAAAAUCAAAGGGAGCUCCGAGAGCCUGAACAAACGAUCGGUUCGAACGUCCAUGUCGUCGCAGAGCAUGAAAGCUGGACAUUCAGAAUCGGAGGACUCCACCCUGAAGAAGCGGCUAAGCUGCGACAAUCCCAUCACAAACAGCGCAGGGUCGUCGCGAGCCAGCAUCAAUCUAGAGCUGCAGUACCUACCCAACCAAACGGACGCCUUCAACAACGAUAGCCCAUUUGAUAUGAACUCGGAUUGCUCGAGCAGCGAAGACGAACACCUAAUGCUACUAUCAGAGAACAACGGCGCGAAAAUAACGAUUCAAACGGUGGCGAAACCCAGUGAAAUGGAUAAGAAGAAACACCAGAACGAAGUGCUGAAAGAGGCGAGCCACACGAAAACCGACUUUACGUUCAACAAAUUCCAAAAUAAAUACACGAAUUUCGACAACGAGUUUAGCGAUUCGAACGAUAAAGAGAACUUGGUGAACGGCUAUAGCGGCGAUAAUCCCGUGUACAUUGCGGCGCUGAACGGGGAGAUCGACACCAGCGAGCUGAAAAUACUCGACGAGGGGCAAAAGAAACCGUCGCUAAAGUCGUUAGCGAUCAAACGGCAACACUCGUUGGAGCAAGUCAAUGAGAUAUUCUCGUCAUCCGGCGAUUUGCACUUGCAGAAUCCGGCCGGAAGGGUUAAGACUCCCGGAGACUUGCCGGUUGCCAUACGCAGGGCGAGACGGGACAGGGCCUUGCAAAAGGGCAGGGCCAGUGAAUCCAACAGAUUGAGUUUGUACGACGAUAGAAUGAUGUUCGGAAACAGUCUUUAAUUAUUUUUUUUUAUGGUCUAUUUUCCAUUAUCUCAGAUUUUAAUUGGUGGAACUAAAGCCUCGUUUGCAUGAUUUACAUUUCUUAAGCGAUAUUUGAUCGACAAUGUUGUUAAAAAAAAUUCUUUCAACACGCGGUCUCUGCAACACUCAGUGUUGCUGUGACAUGUUGACAACAAUUCAGCAACAUGUUGGAGUUUGUUGCUAAACAAAUGGAUGAGAACGGGGCUUUAUGUGAAGAGAUAAUUAAGUUUAAACGCAUUCCAUAUUCAAAUACAUUAUACAAUUAAAAACGAUAGACUUACAAAUGAAUGGUGGGUUUUUUGGCUUUUUUAUUAUAUUGUUACUAUAAUACUGAGUGUUAUUAUAGUACGAACGUAGUUUUUUUACUGUGCUUUAUUUUGACGUUAUCUAUGGCUAUUUUAUACACACAUUUAAAGUUUUCUAACUUGCACCAUUACUCUUAAAAAAUACGUUCAUUAAUUUAUAAAUGUUAUGUAAUUUUAUCUAUAUAACUAAUUGAACAUAUUUUUCAGAACUGUCUUAACAGAUUUCUUUUUUGCUGUGAUAAAAAAAUUAUUACUUAUUAAAUAGCCUUCAAAUUAUCGUAAAAAAUAUUAGAUCCAGUUAAUUCUUGGUCUUUUUUUGUCAUUGAGCGAUUUAAGUGAAUUUUCUUUUAGCUUUGUAAAGAGAUCGCGAUUUUUUUCCGAACGAAACCAUGGAGCAAAGUAAUAGUUUUACAUACACAUUUUGACGUUCUAUUGAUACAGGCAAUUAAUAAAAAUUGAAAUAACAUAAAUAAUAGAGUACUAUUAUAUUUAAAAAGGCGAUCCAUAGAUAAUAUUGUGUUCUAUUGCAUUUACAAUUUUAAUAGAGGUUUUAACAUCACACGUUUCUUAUUAUUAUUAGAUUUUUGUUUGAAAUUAACAAUUUAACCUAAGUUAAAAUCAUGAAAAUAAUUUCACAUUCGAUGCAAUGUUGCUGUCUCCCUCUUACACUGAUGUAUUUGAUGCUUAAGAGAGAGAUAGCAUGAUUGUCAGUUCACAUGAUAAUGUCAUUUUGUAGGGUAGUAUUAUAAUACACAAGAGCGAAAUAUUCUUGUUUUACUAAUAAAAGGGAUAUUACACCAAUUAAUAAAUAGUCAUUUUUCAAUUGUGUGUCAAAAAUUAUAAAGCGCUACUCUAUGUAUGGAUAUUUUAGUAGUGUCGUCUUA
This is a messenger RNA of Zerene cesonia (dogface butterfly), 4971 nucleotides long. RefSeq lists its product as uncharacterized. The coding region runs from base 471 to 3761 and encodes 1096 amino acids. The transcript is spliced from 11 exons. Gene Ontology annotation, molecular function: ATP binding; transforming growth factor beta receptor activity. Gene Ontology annotation, cellular component: signaling receptor complex; plasma membrane. Gene Ontology annotation, biological process: cellular response to growth factor stimulus; protein phosphorylation; BMP signaling pathway. The record is from RefSeq and is a predicted model, not a curated record. NCBI's taxonomy places the organism in Eukaryota, Metazoa, Arthropoda, Insecta, Lepidoptera, Pieridae.